AUGUUUGGUUUUCAAACUAUCGCUUGUCUUCGUGAUAUACCAGUUAUCCGUUCAUCAACUAAUAAACUUCAAGAUGUAUAUGUUAAAGCAAAGAAUAAAAGCUUACUUAUUCAACUUCCAUGUAAUUUAGUUGAAAUGGUUGCUGAUAAAUCACUUAAAAUUGCUUCUAUGGUUGCUAAUCCAUUUGUUAAAUCAUUACAUGGAUCUGGUAAUUCAUCAUUAUUUUAA
This is a messenger RNA of Rotaria sordida, 228 nucleotides long. The record is from the annotation of a GenBank genome assembly. NCBI's taxonomy places the organism in Eukaryota, Metazoa, Rotifera, Eurotatoria, Philodinida, Philodinidae.